Schistocerca serialis cubense is the source of this 2291-nucleotide messenger RNA. RefSeq names its product aminoacylase-1A. The record is from RefSeq and is a predicted model, not a curated record. NCBI's taxonomy places the organism in Eukaryota, Metazoa, Arthropoda, Insecta, Orthoptera, Acrididae. Gene Ontology annotation, molecular function: aminoacylase activity. The coding region runs from base 56 to 1270 and encodes 404 amino acids. Gene Ontology annotation, cellular component: cytoplasm. The transcript is spliced from 8 exons. Gene Ontology annotation, biological process: amino acid metabolic process.
CAGAGCCAGUUACCAACGUGGGGGUCAUACAGAGCAGACGUGAAGGGCACAAGUCAUGGCGACCUCUGCUAAAGCUGAAGAUGAAGCAGUUACUAAUUUUAGGACGUAUUUGAGGAUACCAUCAGUGCAACCAAAUAUAAAUUACGAUGAAUGUGUCAACUUUCUUAAGCAACAAGCUGAGAGCAUUGGUUUGGAUUUCAAAGUGUAUUCAGUGACUGCGGGCAAACCGAUCGUCGUGCUAACAUGGGAAGGAAAAAAACCAUCAGCAUCUUCUAUCCUCCUGAAUUCUCAUAUGGAUGUAGUUCCGGUGUUUCCGGAUAAAUGGAAACAUGAUCCCUUUGGGGCAGAAAAGGAUAAGGAUGGAAACAUAUAUGCUCGAGGCUCACAAGAUAUGAAGUGUGUGGGAAUACAGUAUCUGGAAGCAAUUCGCAGACUGAAGAAAAAAAAUGUCAGACUUCUGAGAACUAUACACGUGUCAUUUGUUCCAGAUGAAGAAAUAGGAGGCAUCGAAGGCAUGAAGAAAUUUGUAACUACUCUAGAUUUUCUCUCACUCAAUGUUGGGUUUGCUAUGGAUGAGGGCAUGGCAAGCCCAAAUGAGGAAUACGUUUUGUUUUACGGAGAGAGAAGCAUAUGGCAUCUGCAUAUACAUUGCCCUGGUUCCCCUGGACACGGUUCCCUUAUACUACCUGACACUGCAGGAGAGAAAGUCAGGUACAUUAUAGAUAAAUUUAUGGAUCUAAGACAGAAGGAAAAGGAAAAGUUGCAGAAAAACCCACAGCUCAAGUUAGGGGAUGUUACCACAAUAAAUCUUACACAGCUUCAGGGAGGAGUUCAGUCAAAUGUUGUCCCACCUGAGUUGACAGUAGUGUUUGAUGUAAGAUUGGCUCUUGAUGUUGCACAUACAGAGUUUGAAGAAAUGGUUAACAAGUGGUGUAGAGAGGCAGGAGAAGGAAUAUAUGUGGAGUAUGAACAAAAAUGUCCACUAGUUGAUGCAACAAAACUGGACAAUACAAAUCCAUGGUGGUUGGCAUUCAAAGCUGAAUGUGACAAAAUGAACCUCAAAUUGGUGCCACAAAUAUUUCCUGCAGCCACAGACAGCCGAUAUAUUAGAGGGAUUGGCUUACCAGCUUUGGGAUUUUCUCCAAUGAAUCAUACACCAGUACUUCUGCAUGAUCAUGAUGAAUACCUCAAUGAGAGCAUUUUCCUGAAAGGUAUUGAGAUAUAUGAGAACAUAAUACCUGCUCUGGCAAAUCUGUCAGAUCCUCAGUAAUGUAUUUAUGUAACUUACUGGGAUAUUUAAAAAGAUAUUUACACCAAUGAUUUCACUAAAACGAAGUAUUAAUAUGUGAAAACUGAUAUAUAUCUCCUCCUCUAUGCUGUUAAGUAAUCAUGUAGUCAAGAUUUAAUAUUAUUUACUGAGGUGAUUUUUAAAGCAAGGUUUCAAUUGAGAAUUAAUAAAUAUAAACAAUUUGUGUGAGGGAGAGUAGUAUCAGUUUCUGAUGAGAAAAUUCAUACUUGUCUUUUUAAAAUGAAAAUAAACAUUGUUACUGAUUGUUAUCUGUUAAAUUGUUCCCUCUUCAAUGUGUCAACAUUUCUAAAAUGUAAUCAUUGUGAGGUCUGUCUUGGUAUCAUAAUUCCCAAACAAUUGUCACUUCAUGGACAUGAAAUUUUUGUUUUGCUUCAUCCUUAAAAACAAAUGACCUUCUUGUUUCCUCAUUGCAUUAAUACUGGUCUUAAAGACACAGUGGGAUACACAAAAUAGUUAACUACUUAAGUUUUAGGACAGGAUUUGUCUUGAUCAAAAUAAAUGUAUAUACACAUUUUAGUUGUGUAAACUGUCUAAAGAGCAACUUCUUUCACAUGCAUCAUUAGGUCACUUUAAGAAUAAAAUUGCUUCCACAUGGUCACAAAACAGAAACAGCUAAAAGUUAAGCAGCUACUUCUAAUGUUUGGCAUUCUGCAUGCACAAAGUACGUGACAAUGAUAUGGUAACUGUAAUCAAGUUACUUUCUAGAAAGAAAAGAUGACUUUCUCAAUGUGUGCAAUUUGUGAAAGCAAUAGUUAGCUUAAAUAGUAGGCUUAACAAUAUUGUUGCAUGGUAGAAGAUAAACAUGAUUGUUUUUAGAUAUUUUUAUUUUACUUUUGUAUAUUAACCUCAUAUACUGAAACCUAUGUAGAGUGUUGUUUGUUAAAACACAGAGUGGUUGUUCUAAUUAAAAAUGUAACAAUAACCAGUAAUUAUAUUUGUACAAAAUAUCAAAUUAAGUAUGUAUAAGAAUUAUCCACAAUGU